GCCAUUUUGCGGCGUCCCCUCAGCGCCGGGAGCCGUUUCCUUCGGCUCUUAAAGGGGGCACGGCGCCGGGUGGGGUCCCACUCGAGGAGCGGCGGAGCGGAGCGCGGUGACGGAGACCCCAUGGAGCCGCCCCUCCCCCGCCCCCCCGAUGGCGACCGCCGCCGGAAGCGCCGCGAGUUGGACGCCCGCCGCAGCAAAUGCCGCAUCCGGCUGGGGGGGCACCUGGAGCAGUGGUGCCGCCUGAAGGAGCAGCUCGGCUUCGCCCUGCAUUCCCAGUUGGCCAAAUUCCUCCUGGACAGGUCCAGAAAACCCCCCCCAGAAUCCCCCAAUACCUCCAGGGUUGGGCUGGGAGGUGCGGUGGCUGCUCACGGCUCUUCCCUUUGCAGGUACAGCUCGCAGGGCUGCGCUGUGAGUGCAGCAUCCCGCCCCGCAGACCCCAACCUCCUCCACGCCGAUGCCGAUGCCCUGCAGCGUUUGGUCGCGUUGUCCCAUGGCCACAGCCGGGAGUGUGGCUUCAUCCCCGACGUGAAGCCCCCGGCUCCGGGCAGCCUGGCCCCAUUGGUGUGGGAGUGCGUGGCCGGACACCGCUUCUCCUGGGGUGGCCCCAGCGCAGGCGAUGCCCCACAGAGGUGUGAUGGAGCUGGGGGGGGCUCAGAGCGGGGGUCCCCACCGGUCCCCGUCCGUCGGCGGUCACUGCGGAGGACGGGGGUUGUGGUUGAGCCGAUGGUGGAAGAGCCCAGCGCCGUGAAGGACGAUGCAGUUUGGUCACCCGGUGGUGGUGGAGAUGGUGGUGGAGAUGGAGCUCCCCAGGGGCAGAUGGAGGCAGAAACUGCAGCACCGGAUCACGAGAGCAGCACGCCCGGGUUGGAGGAGAAAGCAGAUGGCCACGCUGUGCCCCAGGAAGAGGAGGAGGAGGAAGAUGAGGACUUUGCUGAGGAAGAUGACCUCACCUACACCGACGAUUUGCGUGAUGAGAACUACCACCCAUCUCAGGACAGCGACUCCGAGCCGCAGCGACGACAAAGUCAGCCCCACACCCGUAAGAAACCCGUGAAGGAGGAGCAGACCCCAAAUGAGCAGAACCCGAUGGACUCCAGCUCAGCAGAAGAGAAGGGUGGGCAAGUCAGCUGUAAGCAGCCAAUGCGGUCGUGCGAUGAGGACGUGGCCCAGAUCGGCCCCAAAAGAAUCAGGAAAGCAGCGAAACGUGAAAUCCUCCUCUGUGACUUCGAGGGCUGCGGGAAGAUUUUCUCCAACCGGCAGUAUCUGAACCACCACAAGAAGUACCAACACGUCCACCAGAAGACCUUCACCUGCUCAGAGCCCAGCUGUGGCAAAUCCUUCAACUUCAAGAAACACCUGAAGGAACACGAGAAGCUGCACAGCGACAAACGAGACUACAUCUGUGAGUUCUGCGCCCGCUCCUUCCGGACCAGCAGCAACCUCAUCAUCCACAGACGCAUCCACACGGGAGAGAAACCCCUCCAGUGUGAGAUCUGCGGCUUCACCUGCCGCCAGAAAGCCUCCCUCAACUGGCACAUGAAGAAGCACGAUGCCGACGCCUUCUAUCAGUUCUCCUGCGAUCUCUGUGGCAAAAAGUUUGAGAAGAAGGACAACGUCACCGCCCAUAAGAGCAAGAGCCACCCCGACGCGCCCGGCGCAGCCCCCCAGGCUCUGCCAUCCCCCCCUCCAACCCCGGGCAUGGGGACACGAACUGAGCUUCCAAGGGGGGAUGCUCCAAGUGGAGAGGAGAAAGGUGAUGGGCACGCACCUCCAGCUGCAGCUCUAGCUGAGUAAUAUGGAAUUUGGGGCAAAAUCCGGUGCUGUUGGGUGCUAACGUUGCUGUCAGAGUGGAGGCAGGAGGGAGCACACCUGAUCGUCCUGGAGCUGGGAGCAGGAUCCACAAUAAAGGGUGUUUUUGUAUAAAA
Gallus gallus (chicken) is the source of this 1925-nucleotide messenger RNA. RefSeq names its product zinc finger protein 692 (gene ZNFB3). Bases 121 to 1794 code for a protein of 557 amino acids. Gene Ontology annotation, cellular component: nucleus. The transcript is spliced from 11 exons. Gene Ontology annotation, biological process: regulation of transcription by RNA polymerase II. The record is from RefSeq and is a predicted model, not a curated record. NCBI's taxonomy places the organism in Eukaryota, Metazoa, Chordata, Aves, Galliformes, Phasianidae.